Messenger RNA from Paramacrobiotus metropolitanus, 1953 nucleotides. Its product is annotated as guanine nucleotide-binding protein G(I)/G(S)/G(T) subunit beta-1-like. Gene Ontology annotation, cellular component: cytoplasm; heterotrimeric G-protein complex. The record is from RefSeq and is a predicted model, not a curated record. Gene Ontology annotation, biological process: G protein-coupled receptor signaling pathway. The coding region runs from base 326 to 1348 and encodes 340 amino acids. NCBI's taxonomy places the organism in Eukaryota, Metazoa, Tardigrada, Eutardigrada, Parachela, Macrobiotidae. The transcript is spliced from 8 exons. Gene Ontology annotation, molecular function: protein binding; signaling receptor complex adaptor activity.
CAGCAGUGAUUGAUUCCAAAUUCUCUGGGUCUGCUUAUCGCAUAUCCAUGUAGCAGUGACUUUAAAUUCCAUAAUUUGUGCUGUUUUGGGUUCUUGACUACAAAGUUUCAUUCAUUUCCUGUUUAUCUCUUCCAUAACGGUCAGAAUAUAGUGUUAUCUGAGCAGCACAGAAUCUGGGAUCUCUGCCAUGGGCCGCCUUUAGCUGCUGUGCGUGGCAUCGUGUGGUGUGCGUGGAUUAUAGCUCUCCUUGCUCAUCGUAGUUGGGAUUGAAUGUUAUUUUGUACAAUUUUGUAAAGCGUCCAUUUCGAAGCCUGAUAGCCCCAUCAUGAGUGAACUGGACCAGCUUAGGCAGGAAGCUGAAGUGCUGCGGAAUAACAUUCGGGAUGCAAGGAAGACAGCAUGCGAUGCAUCGUUAGCCCAAGUGACGGCGAAUCUCGCCGAGCUUGGUCGGAUCCAGAUGAGGACCCGACGAACUUUGCGCGGCCAUUUGGCAAAAAUUUACGCUAUGCACUGGUCAACUGAUUCAAGGAAUCUUGUAUCGGCUUCGCAAGAUGGUAAAUUGAUCGUAUGGGAUUCGUACACAACUAACAAGGUCCACGCAAUUCCGUUAAGGUCCUCUUGGGUUAUGACAUGUGCCUACGCUCCAUCAGGCAGCUAUGUGGCCUGCGGAGGUCUGGAUAAUAUUUGCUCCAUCUAUAGUCUCAAAACCCGCGAAGGAAAUGUUCGCGUUAGUCGGGAACUGCCCGGUCAUACCGGAUAUUUAAGCUGCUGCCGCUUCAUAAACGAUAGUCAAAUUGUCACAAGCUCAGGCGAUAUGACAUGUGGUCUUUGGGAUAUCGAAACCGGCCAACAGACAGUCACAUUCACCGGACAUACCGGAGACGUUAUGAGUUUGUCGCUUGCUCCCAACAUGCGCUCGUUUGUUUCGGGUGCAUGUGAUGCGUCCUCAAAAUUGUGGGAUAUUCGUGACGGCAUGUGCAGACAGACUUUUACCGGACACGAAUCCGAUAUUAACGCUGUGACGUAUUUUCCAAAUGGAGAUGCAUUUGCUACUGGAUCCGAUGAUGCCACUUGCCGACUAUUUGAUAUCCGCGCUGAUCAAGAAUUGGCCAUGUAUACUCAUGAUAAUAUUAUUUGCGGCAUUACUUCAGUGGCGUUCUCCAAAUCGGGACGCCUGUUGUUAGCUGGCUACGAUGACUUUAACUGCAACUUGUGGGAUUCAAUGAAAGUUGAUCGUGUUGGCGUUUUGGCGGGACAUGAUAAUCGUGUCAGUUGCCUGGGAGUGACCGAUGACGGUAUGGCCGUCGCUACGGGAUCCUGGGAUAGUUUUUUGAAAAUAUGGAACUAACUGCCCAAAAUCCCGGAUGGGACACCAAUUAUAUGCAGUUUUAUACUCGAACAUGACACGACAUCUAUAAAUUCGCUACAUACCCUGUGCCAAAAUGAACAGAGGUCAUAUGGAAUCUCCAGCACACCUGAAAGGAAAAUCCCGAUGCAGCGAUUACAACCAGCGGACAAAGAUCCCCGUGGCACGGUGCAUGGCAUUUCUUAUCUCUUUUUUCUGUCUUUUAUUAUUUUAUGUCUUUUUAAGGUGGCAGUGUACGCUUUUUGUUUCUGUUCGUCAGUUACCGGUUAUUAACAGUCGGGUGCAUAUUGUGUAUUUGUGGGUUGUGCUUUUCCAAAAAGUGAAUUGCAGCUGGUGCAAAGUUGAUGUCUCAAAUCAAGAAUUUCCACUAAUUAUUAAUUCGUUUUAAAUUUUAAUGUUUUUUUCUUUGGCUUCUUUGUUCGUUGCGCCCAGUGGGUUCUGGUCUGGUUAGUCAGUUUGAUAGGCAGCGGUUUUUGUGUCGCCAUUAUUGUAAUCUCUGUAGUUUUUUAUUGUCUGUUGUUUUAUUUUGGUAUUGUGUACGCGUAAUCUCAAGAUUAAUUAAUACAAUAAAGGUUUGUUGAGCGGUA